GUAGAGAGAUCGGGGAGCGGAUGAUAACGCGGAAGAUAAAUGAUAGUUAAUCACAUGACCCGGGACAUCACGUGUUGGUUAGUAGCCAUACUUAAAUCAACCUUAAUUUGCAUUUUCAGAAAACGAAAUCAUGGCUAACACCAUACACAAUCCGGGUAUUCCGUAUGUAGGCCCCAUACCGGGAGGAAUAUACGAUGGCUUGCAGAUCCAUGUGUCCGGAACACCGGAACAACACCAUAAUGGGUUUCUGAUAUCCCUUCAAGCAGGUGGCAGUAUAGAUCCAAGAAGUGAAUGUGCCUUCGUCUUCAAUCCAAGAUUCACCGACAACCAAGUGGUUAGGAACAGCCUCCAAGGUGGGUCGUGGGGAGCCGAGGAACGACACGGAGGAUUUCCGUUUCACAAAGGGCACCAUUGUGACGUCACAAUCCACGUCAAGCCCCAUCAUUAUUCGGUGUCUGUUAACGGACGUCAUUUCUGCGACUACAACCACCGUAUCCAGAAACAUCGUGUGACCCAUAUAACUGUGGAGCAAGGGAUCCGCUGUAACUCCAUUCGCUUUGAGAGUCAUGGAGGAGGAAGGCAUGGACGUCAUGGCGGCGGAAUAGGUGCGGCAAUUGGUCAGUUUGCCGGGGCAAUGUUUAAUGAAUUCAACAAACCGCAUCAGCCACACAAGCAGCCCUACCCAGGAGGAGGUUAUCCACCCGCUGGAGCGGCCAGUUAUCCGUCCUCUGGUGGAGCCCCGAUAUACAACCCGCCAGUACCUUUUGUGCAAGGCUUGGGCGGAUUAUACCCAAACAAGAUGAUUUUCAUCAGCGGAAUUCCACACCCGAACGCAAGCAGGUUCACCGUUUACAUGCAGCAUGGUAGCCACCACGAGCCCCAGCAUAUCGGGAUGUGUUUCGAUGCUAGAUUUAUGUAUGGCAAUGACCGCAAUAUCGUUGUUAGGAACCACAAGCAGGGCAACUGGGGCCAGGAGGAGAGACACUGCCCGUAUUUUCCUUUCACGCCGAGUGCAAACUUUGAAAUGAUAAUUUUGGUUGAGCCGCAUUGCUAUAAGGUAGCUGUGAACAACCAGCAUUUACUUGAGUUCAACCACAGGAUUCAACCACUUAACCGCGUUGACACACUCCGCAUUGACGGCGACCUGAGGCUCACCCAGGUCAGGUUCCAGGGAUGAGAGACAGACACAGAUGUCACGCGUGUGACUUUUAACGGAACACCGUUCUUUAUGUAAAUUUAUAGUGGAGAAAGACUAUUGAUAAAUAUUCUGUUUUCUCAUUUUAAUAUGUAUAAAAGUAUAUACUUAGUGACAGACUAUUUCAUUAUUUUGCUGAACAGGUAAAGACAUUAUAAAACAAUAUAACGUUUUUGUCAGCGUUCAUAGUCUUAUAUGAUACAUAAAAAAACUACAGCCUUUAGCCUACAUGAAAAAAUCAGUUUAGAUAUGGUGUUACAAUUAAGAACUUUUCAUACGCAGUAGCAUUUACUAGAUGCCUUUCAUUGCCAAAUAGUAUCGCAUUGUGUAUAUAUAUGUAGCAUUUCUUAAAGGUUAUAUCAACGUUGCCCUUCAUUAAUUGAUGGAUGAUUAUAACUGUCUGACAUAAUUGUUCAAUAAUAUAUACGUUUUUGGUAUUCUAAUAAUAACAAUUUGUGUGCAAUAAAUCAAGUUUCAUAGAA
Messenger RNA from Mercenaria mercenaria, 1677 nucleotides. Its product is annotated as galectin-9-like. Gene Ontology annotation, molecular function: galactoside binding; carbohydrate binding. Bases 131 to 1177 code for a protein of 348 amino acids. The record is from RefSeq and is a predicted model, not a curated record. Lineage: Eukaryota; Metazoa; Mollusca; Bivalvia; Venerida; Veneridae. The transcript has 10 exons.